Conger conger (European conger) is the source of this 3885-nucleotide messenger RNA. It is a transcript of the gene fbxo38, whose product is annotated as F-box protein 38. The coding region runs from base 516 to 3848 and encodes 1110 amino acids. NCBI's taxonomy places the organism in Eukaryota, Metazoa, Chordata, Actinopteri, Anguilliformes, Congridae. The transcript has 21 exons. The record is from RefSeq and is a predicted model, not a curated record. Gene Ontology annotation, molecular function: protein binding. Gene Ontology annotation, cellular component: nucleus; cytoplasm. Gene Ontology annotation, biological process: SCF-dependent proteasomal ubiquitin-dependent protein catabolic process; protein K48-linked ubiquitination.
GGCAAGGCGGAAGUGAGUCUAUGAACCGCAGCAGGAGCGUUGCUAGAGUCAAGUCAGGGUUCUGUUCCUAUCUUUCGUACCCCGUCCUGGUCGGGCUAAACCCAGAAAAGCAGGACAGAAGGGCCCAAUUCAAGUCCUAAGCCCUAGGGCGGGACCACACAACCACACUGGAUAUCAAAGACGGUGUUUCAGAGCUUGCCAUUGAAAGGCCUAACUUCAAUUUGUGGGGUGGGGAUGUUGCUAGCUAGCUAGCUGAGAGUGUCUGCCUUUUCUGCAGCUAAUCUGGUAGCUGCCUACCCACAAAGAGUGAACUAACGUUAGGUAGCUAGGGCCAGUCUGUGCUGAACUCGGCAAGAGACAAAUGCAUCUAACGACCAUCUCCACGUAUUGACAGUAGCUUCAAAAAAAAGAGGGGAAGCUGGCGCGUGCCUGUGUGUAUGCCUGAGCAGUCGGUCCGGGUGUGAGAGGGAGUGAGUUUGCUGCCUUCCCUGGCCGGAUCUCUCACUGCCCUGGACAUGAUGGGGCCCCGCCGGAAGUCCACCAAGACGCAGAGCACAGGAGGGGGCUCGGCCGAUCCCCUCAGGCAAGAGGAGCCCAAGGACUACAUCAACGAGCUCUCUCACGAAGUGCUCUGCCACAUAUUCCGGUACCUGCCCAUGCAGGACAUCAUGUGCAUGGAGUGCCUGUCGCGGAAGCUCCGGGAGGCGGUCACGCUCUACCUGCGCGUGGUGAAGGUGGUGGACCUGUGUGCCAGCCGCUGGUGGGAGUACAUGCCUUCAGGCUUCACGGACUCCAGCUUUCUCAUGCUGCUGAAGAAGAUGCCGGAUCUGGAGCAGCUGUACGGACUGCAUCCCCGCUACCUGGAGCGCCGCAGGGUGCGGGGCUACGAGGCCUUCAGCAUCCCCGGGGUCCUGGAAGCCCUGCAGGCCUGCCCCAAUCUGCUGGGAGUGGAGACGUCUCACUUGGAGCUGGUGGAGGCCAUCUGGAACUACAUGCCUCAGGUCCACGUCCUGGGGAAGUUCCGAAACCGCAACGGUGCUUUCCCCAUCCCCCCGGAAAACAAGCUCACCAUUCCCGUCGCAGCCAAAAUCCAGACCCUGCACCUCGUAGGGGUCAACGUGCCAGAGAUCCCGUGCGUGUCCAUGCUCAGGCACCUCUACCUGAAGUGGGUGCGCCUGACCAAACCCCAGCCUUUUAAGGACUUCCUGUGCGUCAGCCUGCGCACCUUCGUCAUGAGGAACUGCGCCGGCCCCACCAACUCGCUCAAGUACGUUCCCCUGGUGACCGGCCUGGCCUCCGCCCGCAACCUGGAGCAGCUGGAGCUGGUCAGGGUGCCCUUCCUGGGGGGGCUCAUCCAGCACGUGGUGGAGGACAGCUGGAGGUCCGGUGGAUUUCGCAAUUUGCACACUAUCGUGUUUGGUGCCUGUAAGAAUGCGCUGGAAGUUGACCUGGGCUACCUCAUUAUUACUGCAGCCCGCAGGCUGCAUGAAGUUCGAAUCCAGCCUUCCCUAACCAAAGAUGGCGUGUUCUCCGCACUGAAGAUGGCCGAGCUGGAGUUCCCUCAGUUCGAGACUUUGCACCUUGGAUAUGUGGACGAGUUCCUGCUGCAGUGUAAAAUGAGCCAUUCGGAGCUGGUGAAGUACGGCCUGGCAGACGUGAUCGAGAAUCCCGGCAUCAUCACGGACAUCGGAAUGAAAGCCGUCAAUGAAGUCUUCUCCUCCAUCAAGUAUCUGGUCAUCUAUAACUGCCCCCACCUCCACAAUCCUCAUAACUGGAUCACAGAUCACUCGCGCUGGAGCCGGCUGGUGGACCUGACGCUGGUGCGCUGCCACGCCAUCAAGCUGGAGUCCUUCAGCCAGUUCAUCGAGAUGCUGCCCAGCCUGGAGUUCAUCUGCCUGGACCAGAUGUUCCGGGAGCCGCCCAAGGGCUGUGCCCGGGUGGGUCUGAGUGCUGGUACUGGGAUCGGGGUCUCCUCGGCACUGGUCAGCAACCAGAACUCCAACAAUGACAACGACAACAACAAUAACAACAACCACCAGAACAACAACGGCAACAUCCCACCACCCAACAACGACAAUGCAAACGAGGCAGGCAGAGUCCCACAGCAGCAGAACAACCAGGACGAUGUGAAUGAGGUGGAGGAGGUGGUGCAGGAGAACAUGGAGGUGGAGCCAGUAGCUGUGGAAGAGGAGGCCCCAGGCCCCAGCCAGCCCGCCGGCUCCAAGCUGGGCCUCGAUGAGGAGCAAGCAGGCCCCAGUGGGGUCCAGUCGGCUGUGAAGAAGCAGCCGGUCGUGGUGUCGGACUCUGAUAGCGAGGAGGAGGAGCCUGACAGGCCCGUGGGCGGGGCCCAGCGUGGACCGGCCUAUCAGGAGCCCAGAGAGAAGGUGUCCCAGCCAGAGGAGCCUGGUCGACAGAGCAGUAAAGGGAAGACGCCCCUGCGGAGGAGAGGCCCCCCGCCCCACGAGCGCAGCUGUGAGAAGGGUUGCCAGGUGACCAGCGAGCAGAUCAAAGCCGACAUGAAGGCGGCGACGGAGACCCCGGACCGGGGCUGCGCCACGGGGGGCUGCGUGUGCUCCAUCCGCUGGCGCGAGGACUCGGCCAAUCAGGAGGAGGGGGCGGGGGCUGCGGGGGGAGGGGCCGGCGAGGGGACGGUCAGGACUCGCUGCACCUGCAGCCGGGCUCGUCCCAGCCCGGAGGGGCGGACUCGAGGCGGGGCGCCGGGGGGCGGGGGGGACGGGGCAGACGGGGGCGGAGCCGCCGCCGGGGAGGGGGCGCGGCCCAGGGAGGCGGGGGGCUCGGAGACCCCGCCCAGGACGCGGGGCGUGUCGGAGCAGCACGCGCCUCACGACCGGCCGCUCAGGGAGGGGUUUCCACGACGACCCGUCACCCGCGCGCGGAGCAGGCUGUCCAGUGUGCCCCUGGUCUCCGAAUCAGAGCUGUCCAAACCAAAGCCCCGCAUCGCCGUCAAGAGGAAGCGCAUGGCAGACAAGUCCACCAGCACCAGUGACCCGGUCACUGAGGACGACCACGUGCAGGUGCUGACGCUGAAAUCCAAAAACCUGGUGGGAAUCACGCUCACUAACUGCGGGAUCACAGACCUGGUGCUGAAAGACUGCCCCAAAAUGAUGUUUGUUCACGCGACGCGCUGCAGGGUCCUGAAGCACCUGAAGGUGGAGAGCGCCCCCAUCGUGAACCGCUUCGACUACGCCCAGUGCAAGAAGCUGGACAUGGAGCAGGUGCUGGACCAGAUCCUGCGCAUGCCCCCCGAGAGGAACCGCAUCAUCUACAUGCGCCCCAUGCAGCAGGUGGACUCGCUGGCCCUGGAGAGGAAGCUGUUCUGCGGACCGUACCCCUACCACAUCGGCAUCAUCCACGAGUUCAGCAACCCCCCCAACGUCAGGAACAAGGUGCGCGUCCGCAGCUGGAUGGACACCAUCGCCAACAUCAGCCAGGAACUCAUCAAGUACGAGUUUUUUCCCGAGGCGACCCGGACGGAGGAGGAUGUGAGAAAGUACAGCAGCUACCCGUGGGGCCGGGACAUCUACACCUUGGAGGGCGUGGUUGACGGCGCGCCGUACUCCAUGAUCACAGACUUCCCGUGGCUGCGCACGCUGCGCACGGCCGAGCCCAACAGCUACGCGCGCUACGACUUCGAGGACGACGAGAGCACGACCAUCUACGCCCCCCGGAGGAAGGGCCAGCUGUCGGCGGACAUCUGCAUGGAGACGAUCGGGGAGGAGAUCUCGGAGCGGAGGCAGACGAGGCGCGGCGUGUUCCAGCGCGUGGUGGCCAUCUUCAUACACUACUGUGACGUGCGCGGCGAUCCUGUGGAGGACGACUACGUCUAGCGCCCCCCGCAGGCCCGGAGGGGGAGGGCAGGGGCGG